AUGGCGCCACGACGUGCUAGACUUGCGGCAAGGGCUGACGACGUCCCCGAACAGACUCCACCGCCCAACCCCGGAGACGAAGGGUGGAGGGUUGAGUUUCGUCAAUUCCAGGAGACCGUGUGGCAGCACCUGGCUGCUCACGCCCCACCACCACCCCCGGCAAGAGACCCGGAACCGAGGGAGGAGGAACCACACCAGUCGCCGAUGCCUGCUGCUAUGGCGGGAUACCUUCCUAUCAUCAAGGAGUUGCGGGCGAUGCAUACCCCGCGAUUCGAGGGGUCGGUGAAACCGGAAGCUGCAGAGGAGUGGCUCACCCAGAUGUCUCAGGACUUGGAGUACCUGCAGUGCCCGUACCAAUAUCGGGCUCUGAUUGCGAGCCAUCACCUGUCAGGUCAAGCUCGACAUUGGUGGGCGAAGGUGGUGCAGGAGGCACCAGCAGGACAUCGCUUUACCUGGGAGGAGUUCCGACAGGAAUUCGAGACGAAGUACUUCCAGCAACAGGACCGGGAGUACCGGGUAGCAGAGUUCCUCAUGCUGCAGCAAGGAGAUAUGACCGUCAGCGAGUACGAGGAGGAGUUCACCCGCCUACUGAGGUAUGGAGGGCAUCUGCUAGAGAAGGUAGAACGUGGAGAGCAAGAGGAGAAGGAGGGGAAGAUCCGGGAGCGGAGCCCCGCUGGGAGGUACUUCGGUGCGGGUUCAUCUGGGAGGAACGCCCGGAGCAACGACCUGCGCAACAAGGGCAAGGCGCCCGUUGAUCGUGCCCCACCACCACUAGCAGCAAGGGGACCAGUGAUCUGUUUCCGUUGCGACCAGCCUGGACACAUUGCCUCCCGUUGUCCGACGAGGCCUACUGGACCACCGGCCCCAGCAACAAGGGCCCCACGACCACCAGGCCAGGCAAGCAGACCACCCCGACCACCAGUGAGGACUGGAGCCACACCGAGAGUGUAUGCUCUUGAUGCUGAACGAGACAUCCAGGAGGAGGAGGAAGCUUGUCCAGAAGGAGCGGAGGCUGCGGCGAUCGCAGGUACCCUUUUCUUAUACGGGGUGCCCUGUUAUACCUUGUUUGACACGGGAGCGACUCACAGCUUCGUGAGUACGAACUUAGCGGAUGUGAUCGGUACUAGGGAUAUCGAGCCAAGGAAUGACUUCACCGUGCGCAUACCUUCGGGAGACACCUUGACAGUGCACGGGGUCCUACGAGGCGUACCCCUUGAGGUUUGCGGUCGUCUACUAACCGCAGAUCUCAUUGUGGUACCUAUCGGAGGAUUUGAUGUUAUUCUGGGCAUGGAUUGGUUGAUGAAGUACCAAGCCUACAUUGAUUGUCCCAAGAGGACAAUCUGGUUUGCGGAUGAAUUCGGAGGGUUCGAGUUCCGAGGACGAGGAGCGCCGGCAGCGGACCCGAUCAUCUCGGCGCUGAAAGCCGAGAAGAUGAUUAGGAAGGGCAAUGAAGCAUUCUUGGUAGUCAUUACAGCUACCGAGGAAUCGGAGAGGAGACUAGAGGAUACGCCGGUUGCCCGGGAGUUCCCUGACGUGUUCCCCGAGGAUCUGCCAGGGCUACCACCGAGUCGGGAAGUUGACUUCAGCAUAGAUGUGCUACCGGGUUUGACUGGACAACUGAGUGUGAGGGGAGCUUUAGAGAGUUGA
Molecule: messenger RNA, 1647 nt
Organism: Tarenaya hassleriana
Lineage: Eukaryota; Viridiplantae; Streptophyta; Magnoliopsida; Brassicales; Cleomaceae
Exons: 4
Coding region: 1-1647 (548 amino acids)
Molecular function (GO): zinc ion binding; nucleic acid binding
Source: RefSeq, a predicted model, not a curated record